Messenger RNA from Pseudovirgaria hyperparasitica, 1563 nucleotides. RefSeq names its product putative MFS multidrug transporter. Gene Ontology annotation, molecular function: transmembrane transporter activity. Lineage: Eukaryota; Fungi; Ascomycota; Dothideomycetes; Acrospermales; Acrospermaceae. Gene Ontology annotation, biological process: transmembrane transport. The coding region runs from base 1 to 1563 and encodes 520 amino acids. The record is from RefSeq and is a predicted model, not a curated record. The transcript has 7 exons.
AUGAAGUCCGACUCUAUAACAGUUACAAAAGAGCCCGAGUGGGCGUACGGCUUUCAGCUGCUCAAUAUUUUGGCCGCUGUGACGAUUGUAUCUUUCCUUAUGCUUCUCGAUGGGACCAUCGUCGUUGCGGCUGUACCACGCAUCACAGAUGACUUCAAUUCUCUCAAAGACAUCGGUUGGUAUGGAGCUGCAUACCAACUAGGGAGUGCAGUCUUCCAACCGCUGACAGGGAAAAUAUACAUGAAUUUCAUUCCAAAGUGGUCAUUCUUGGCUUUCUUCAUUAUCUUCGAAAUUGGAUCGUUGAUAUGCGGAGUCGUUAGCACGUCGGGUAUGCUGAUAGGAGGACGGGUUGUCGCUGGCGUGGGCACGUCUGGCAUGCUGAACGGGACAAUGCUCAUCAUUGCAGAGUGUGUCCCAAUGCAAAAGAGGCCUAGUAGGUCACCACACGUCCCAAAACCUUUUCUUGGCCUUGCUCUCGGACCUCUGAUCGGGGGAGCUUUAACGGAAUAUUCGACGUGGCGAUGGUGUUUUUACCUUAAUCUCCCCCUUGGAGGUCUAGUCGCUGCAAUGCUAGUCUUUGUUCGCAUACCAAUGCAGCACCCACGUCCCCCGCCCCUUUCGACUAUUCGAAAAAUACACACAGUCCUUGAUCUCACAGGGUUCGCCAUAUUUGCUCCAGCCCUUGUCAUGCUACUUCUCGCGCUACAAGGUGGCGGCACCACAUGGUCUUGGAACAGCUCUCAAGUCAUUGGCCUUUUCUGUGGUGCAGGAGCUACGUUCAUCGUGUUCUUAUACUGGAACUAUCGGAAAGGCAUGACAGCGAUGCUCCCAUUCUCUAUCGCUGGCCAACAGACAGUUUGGACUAGCUGUCUUGUGUAUGGUUUGUUUAUGGGCAAUCUGUACACUGCCUCGUAUUGGGUGCCUGUUUACUUCCAAGGUGUUAAAGGAGUAUCGCCUUUACUCAGCGGUGUAUACAUUCUACCCAUGAUCAUCUCCCACGUCUGCGCCGCGCUCUGUUCGGGUCCUAUUGUCAAAAUUGUGGGCUAUUACGUCCCGAUAGCGAUGUUUGCGGCUAUUUUAUUGACUAUUGGAAGUGGUCUCAUGGCUACUUUUUCCCCCGAUACUUCUACUGGCAAGUGGAUUGGAUAUCAAAUCAUCUAUGGUGUCGGUCGUGGCCUUGGUCUACAAAUGCCUCUUAUCGCCGUCCAGAGUACUGUACUACCCCAGCAGCUUCCAAUUGCAAUGGCGCUUGUCAUUUUCAGUCAAUCCUUUGGUGCAGCCAUGAUGCUCAGUUUUGCUGAAACCAUAUACAGCAACAGCUUCAAGACUCUCAUUGCAAAAUAUGCGCCAUUAGUUAAUGCAUGGAGCGUCAUAGAUGCUGGUGCAACAAUGUUUAGAAGCAUAGUCCCAGGGACUGAGCUAAGGGGUGUCUUAACCGCUUAUGCUGAAAGUAUUGACCGCGUCUUUUACCUUGCUGCUGGGAUGGGCGUUGGCUGCUUUUUCUUUGCUGCUGGUAUGGGAUGGAAAACCCUCAAAAAAAAAGCUACUCCUUCCAAAGCAUAG